Talaromyces amestolkiae is the source of this 1560-nucleotide messenger RNA. RefSeq lists its product as uncharacterized. Gene Ontology annotation, molecular function: ubiquitin binding. Bases 1 to 1560 code for a protein of 519 amino acids. The record is from RefSeq and is a predicted model, not a curated record. NCBI's taxonomy places the organism in Eukaryota, Fungi, Ascomycota, Eurotiomycetes, Eurotiales, Trichocomaceae. The transcript has 2 exons. Gene Ontology annotation, biological process: proteasome-mediated ubiquitin-dependent protein catabolic process. Gene Ontology annotation, cellular component: nucleus.
AUGGAGGGCGACGUGGUAUCUCAGUUCCAAGAGAUUACAGGCUCUACCGCGGAGCUUGCCACUCAAUAUUUACAAGUUGCAGAUUUCGAUAUCCAACAAGCGAUGCAACUAUACUUUGAGAAUGGCGGGGCGGAAUUAGGAGCGACACAACAACCCGCAUCCGCCGCAGCGUCUCGUCCUAGUGAUCGUGUCGAAAAUGCUAUUCAUAUAGAUUCGGACGAUGAAGAUAUCACGAUCGAUGAAACCCGCUCGUCAGCUCCGUCGCGCCAACCUGCCGGAUCCACAUUUGAAGACGAUGCCGCCAUGGCUCGCCGGUUACAGGAAGAGAUGUAUGCUGGUGGUGCGGACGACGUGCGAGCCCCUAUCGCCAGGACAACGGAGACACUUGUUGGUCCUGGGGUAGAAGGCUACGGAGACUUUGAUCCUCUGGCCCAGUUUAGAAUGCGACAAGGGGGCAGAAACAAUCGUCCAGGAAUAUUCAACCAACGUGACUCGUCUAUCUGGGAAGAGAGCUCUGAUAACGCAGCUGCAGCACAACGAAACGCUCUCGCCCGAGCCACUGGAGGUGCUUCAGAAACGUCGUCCAAAUCAACCCUCUUAGCAGAAAUGUACCGACCGCCAUUCGAUCUGAUGUCUAGAUUGCCUUGGGAUGCAGCUCGCGAGGAGGGUAGAGAGAACGAAAGAUGGUUGCUCAUUAACAUUCAAGACCCUUCCAUAUUCGAUUGCCAAGUCUUAAAUCGUGAUCUUUGGAAGGAUCCAGGCGUGAGGGACACGGUCAAGGAGAAUUUCAUAUUCUUGCAAUACAACAAGGAUGAUGAAAGGGGUAUGCCCUACUUGCAAUACUACUUUCAAGGAAGUGAUGUGUCAGACAAUUAUCCUCACAUCGCCAUUGUUGAUCCUCGCACCGGAGAACAAGUCAAAGUCUGGUCCGGGGCCCCAGUCAUAAAGGCUCCGGAUUUCCUCAUGCAGCUCCAUGAAUUUUUAGACCGUUACAGUUUGAAACAGAACGCCCGCAACCCCGUCGCAAAACGAAAACCCGACGUUCCUCGAGAAAAGAAAAUAGAGGCGAUGACCGAAGAAGAAAUGUUGGAGAUGGCGCUCAAGAAUAGUCUCGAAGGAGCUGAUACUGCAGAGAGGCUAGCUGAUCCGGAUGAGCUGACCCGGAGCAUUGGUGAUCUUAAGGGUAAAGGAAAAGCCGAAGAUAGCGAGGAUAUUUCAAUGGCAGAAGAAGAUGCGGCAGCAGCAGAGGAUGCUGGUGUUUCUGCCUUCCGAUCUAUUCCUUCUGAUCACAUUCACACGGAGCCACCUGCUGAUCCAGCCACCACCACCCGCAUCCAGUUCCGCCAUCCUUCCGGUAGAGUCAUUCGUCGCUUCGCUCUGGCAGAUCCCGUACGACGGAUAUACGAAUGGCUCAAGUCAGAGCCACCACUUGAAGAGAAGACAGGCGCUGUAUUUGAGCUGAAUGCGAUGGGUAAGAACCUUAUCGACGAGCUCGACACGACCAUCCAAGAUGCUGGUCUUAAGAAUGGUACAGUAAUGAUAGGAUACUUGGAAGACUAA